Molecule: messenger RNA, 1856 nt
Organism: Chenopodium quinoa (quinoa)
Lineage: Eukaryota; Viridiplantae; Streptophyta; Magnoliopsida; Caryophyllales; Amaranthaceae
Product: equilibrative nucleotide transporter 1-like
Exons: 2
Coding region: 429-1667 (412 amino acids)
Biological process (GO): nucleoside transmembrane transport
Cellular component (GO): plasma membrane
Molecular function (GO): nucleoside transmembrane transporter activity
Source: RefSeq, a predicted model, not a curated record
AUUUAAAUAUUUAAAGAUAAUUCUUUGCCGUCACCUCCUUGCAUCACUAGUUUCUAAAUUAGUCCAUUAAAAAAUAUGCAUAUUUUCUAUGACCAAAUCUUAAGUAAACGUUAUUCUAUUUUUCUGUUUUUAUUUUGAUCCAUUCUUCUCAAUGUAGUAACUGCAGAUCUGCUCCAUCUCUUAAGUACAUGGUGUUUUCUUGUAUAUUGUCAAAAAAACGGCAGGCAAUGAAGCUACAGUAUCUCUUCUCCAUCUCUCCGGAGACUCAAACAUCAUCAACAAGAUCCCGAAAGACUCUUUUAACUUGGUCUUAAGUAAACGUUAUUCUAUUUUUCUGUUUUUAUUUUGAUCCAUUCUUCUCAAUGUAGUAACUGCAGAUCUGCUCCAUCUCUUAAGUACAUGGUGUUUUCUUGUAUAUUGUCAAAAAAAUGGCAGGCAAUGAAGCUACAGUAUCUCUUCUCCAUCUCUCUGGAGACUCAAACAUCAUCAACAAGAUCCCAAAAGACUCUUUUAACUUGGCAUACAUUAUCUACUUCAUCCUAGGUAUAGGUUACCUUCUUCCAUGGAACGCUUUCAUCACGGCUGUCGAUUACUUCCAGUAUCUAUAUCCUGACUGUAGUGUUGACCGAACCUUUUCUGUAGUUUCUCAGCUGGUGAUGUUCUUCACUGUCCUCCUCCUCAUCUUCUGCUUCCGUAAGUCCCAUGCCUAUGUCCGCGUCAAUUUGGGCUUGGGACUUUUCUUGUUGGCCCUCUUGGUGGUUCCUCUUAUGGAUGUUUUCUAUAUUAUGGGUCAAAGUGGGCUGUAUAUUGGGUAUUAUAUCACUGUUGGGGCCGUUGGCCUCUCCGCCAUGGCUAAUGGCUUUGUCCAAGCUAGCCUUAUUGGGUCUGCUGGAGAGUUGCCAGACCACUAUAUGCAGGCUCUUUUUUGUGGUACUGGCGCCUCAGGUGUACUUGUUUCAUCUCUAAGGAUCUUUACUAAAGCCAUUUACCCACAAGAUACCCACGGCUUGAGGAGUAGUGCAAUCCUGUACUUUGCCGUUGGAAUCAUCCUUAUGAUCAUCUGUAUCAUCAUGUAUAACAUGGUGCAUAGACUUCCUGUUAUCAAGUACUACAAUGAGCUCAGAGCACAGGCUGCUGCAAGCGAGGAGAAACCUGGUCAGGAAGGUUCUCUAUCUGGUCCAGUUUGGGAAAUAAUGGUGAAAAUCAAAUGGUAUGGAAUUGGGAUUGUCGUCAUGUAUGUUGUCACCCUAUCUAUAUUUCCAGGAUUCAUUACUGAAGACGUGCAUUCUGAGUUACUUGGAAAUUGGUUUGGCAUUCUCCUCAUCACCAGCUUCAAUGUGUUUGAUUUAGUCGGCAAGUCUUUUACUGCUGUAUAUCCUGUACAAAAUGGCAAUGUUGCAAUUGCUGCAUGUUUUGCUAGGUUGCUGUUUUAUCCGCUGUAUCUGGGGUGCUUAUAUGGUCCUCAAGUCUUCCGAACAGAGAUUCCUGUGACACUGCUGACUUGUCUGUUGGGGUUAACCAACGGUUAUUUUACAAGUUGCAUUAUGAUUUUGGUUCCCAAAUCAGUCCAACUUCGGAAUGCAGAAACAGCGGGGAUUUUGAUUGCUCUGUUCUUAAUAGUUGGCUUGGCAGUUGGCUCAGUUGUGUCUUGGUUUUGGGUCAUCUGAACUGAAAAGUUGUGAAGCCUUGCCCUGAAUUUGGUACAGCCAAUUGUAGUACAUUUUCUCUGUAAGUUUGAUAUCAUGCCUGAUUUCUGAUGAGAAACGCAGGAUGAAAGAAUUGCGAGUAAUUUGUAAAAUUUCUGUGAGAUAUGUUUUAUUACAUGUUAGUAAACCUUCGGUUUAAAAGUCUCGUUA